AGCCCUAACUUCUUUGUUGGCCACUCUUGCAAAUUGGGCCGCUUUGAACUCGUCCAUUAUUUUCUUCUAGAUGAUUGAUUAAACUGAACUGAAGUCUCUUAAAUUGACUAGUCUUCCCUAUUCAUCAGUCUUCCCAGAUCAACCCCUCAUAAAUCUCUGAACCUGCAAAACAGAACAUUCCACCAGUUCUGCACAGUGGUCAAACUCAAACACUGCAAACCAAAGCCAAAGAUGGCCCCUUUUCUCGGUUCUGUUCUUCUCUUCCUUACCCUUUUUUCCUUGUUUUGAAUAAUGAAAAUAAAAAACCAAAACCCUGCACAGUAAAACCCUUAUAUUAACCCUUCUCCAUCAUUGACCUGCUCUCCUUCUUCGCCUUGAUCCUCACGUUUUUCUUCUUCUGCGUCUUAAUUCUCAACUCUUAUAUAACUCCCCACAAAACCCUGAAACUCCUUUAAACCAAUAAUAAUGCGCGGCCUUCAGUCCAACUCAGCAUGAAUAACAUCUCUCACAGCUCCUCCUCUUCCUCGUCCGUCAACUCCGCCUCAAUUUCCGCCUCCGAUCCGAAUGUGGGCCAGAGCCGGAGUGCUGACGGCAGCCAAACCAUGGCGGCGGAGUCGUCACGGCGGUGGCGUGAUGUGUUCUGGUUGGGAAUAUUUAUGAUUCAUUUGGUUUUGGUGGGAGGUGCCCUGGCGGUUUUGGGGAUCAAUAGGUUUAAGAAAUCAGAUAGGCUAAACUUAGAUAGGUUCACCAAAAAGUACUUGGAAAAUCAGAAGGGUUUGACUGAGGAUUAUUGGCCGCUUUAUGCUCUAGCUGGUGGAGUUGGGACUGUUCUUGGAUGGACUUGGUUGUUGUUUCUUGGAUCUCAGGCGGGUAACAUGAUGAAGAUUGCGGUGCAUAUCUUGACCACUUAUCUUGCUGUGCUCAGUGUUCUGUGUUUUUGGAUGGAGCAGUUCUUCUGGGGGGUUGCAUUUGCGAUUGGUGCUGGUUUGUUGUUCCUGUAUUUAUUGGCAGUUGUAGACAGACUACCCUUUACCAUGCUGGUGCUACAAGCAGCUGUCAAGAUGGUAUGGAAUCUCCCUGAAGUUAUGAGGGUAGCAUAUGCAUUCAUGCUUAUUAUGCUUUUAUGGAUGGGUAUAUGGUCCUUUGGGGCAGCUGGUGUUGUAGCUUUAGGCAUUGGAGAUGGUGGACGCUGGUGGCUUCUUGUGGUUCUCUCUGUAAGCUUAUUUUGGACGGGUGCUGUUCUCUGUAAUACUGUGCAUGUUAUUGUGUCUGGGAUGGUGUUUCUUGUUCUAUCCCAUGGUGGUCGAGAGGGCUCAUCAAUACCUCCAAAGUCACUAAUGAAGUCUCUUCGGUAUGCAGUCACCACUUCUUUUGGCAGCAUCUGCUAUGGAUCACUUUUCACAGCUGCCAUUCGGACUUUGCGCUGGACGAUCAGGGGAGUCCGGUCUAAGAUUGGCAACAAUGAGUGUCUACUUUGCUUUGUCGAUUUCCUCUUUCAUCUCGUGGAGACACUUGUCCGAUUCUUUAACAAGUAUGCCUACGUCCAGAUAGCUGUUUCUGGCAAAAAUUUCAAUCAUUCAGCGAGGGAUGCUUGGGAGUUAUUUCAGUCUACUGGAGUUGAGGCACUCAUUGCCUAUGAUUGCUCAGGUGCGGUAUUAUUGAUGGGCACAUUGUUGGGUGGGCUUAUUACCGGAACUUGCUCGGGGAUCUGGACAUGGAUUAAAUAUAAGGACAGAGUGGCUAUGGUCGGGUCCACUGCAAUGUUGAUGGGAAUGAUCUUGGUGGGAAUAGCAAUGGUGGUUGUGGAGAGCGCCGUUACAUCUAUCUAUAUCUGUUAUGCUGAAGAUCCAUUGUUAAUACAUAGGUGGGAUGCUGAAUUCUUCAAUCAGAUGUCGGAGAUGCUACACCAGCGUCUUCAAUAUAGGAGUGCCCGGGCAAGGGAAGUAUUAACCCACAAUCGGGUUGAUAACCACCAAACACUUGAAACGUUCCCUUUUUGAAUAAUCACUCGUCUCAUAAAUUGUACAAUGUAAUUAAUAGCUCUAUAGUUACUCAUCCAACGCAAAUCCUUUUGAUUUUGGUUAUAGGAUAGCUGAUCUUUGGUUAGCUCUAUAGUUACUCAUCCAACGCAAAUCUUGACCGAUAGGCGGCUCAGCGAUUGGGGUCCGAGUUCAAAAGAAGUUGGUCAAUUAGGUUUAAAGCUACACAGAUUAGAGCAGGCGAGCAACUUCAAUUGUUUAACUUGGUCAUUGAUUGCCUUUGUAUGACAUUUUCAUCUCUCCUUUUGUGUUGGCCUCCUGGUUAAGCACUUAAAUGUAACUUUUGAAUUUGUCUAUUGCACAACCACAAUCUUAUUUAGUCAUUAUUGUUCAGCCACAAAGCUGGGGCA
Molecule: messenger RNA, 2389 nt
Organism: Argentina anserina (silverweed cinquefoil)
Lineage: Eukaryota; Viridiplantae; Streptophyta; Magnoliopsida; Rosales; Rosaceae
Exons: 7
Coding region: 492-2000 (502 amino acids)
Biological process (GO): transmembrane transport
Molecular function (GO): transmembrane transporter activity
Source: RefSeq, a predicted model, not a curated record